Messenger RNA from Salvelinus namaycush (lake trout), 3340 nucleotides. RefSeq names its product actin related protein 3B (gene actr3b). NCBI's taxonomy places the organism in Eukaryota, Metazoa, Chordata, Actinopteri, Salmoniformes, Salmonidae. The coding region runs from base 191 to 1453 and encodes 420 amino acids. The record is from RefSeq and is a predicted model, not a curated record. The transcript is spliced from 11 exons. Gene Ontology annotation, molecular function: actin filament binding. Gene Ontology annotation, cellular component: actin cortical patch.
UUGAGUAUCUGGUCAAUAUAAUGGCUACUCUGUAAUAUAAAUAACGGUACAGGGAAAUAAGCGAGCACGGGGCAGUGCAAUCAGCCGUGUAGCCAACCUUCAAUCAUACAUUGUGUUUAAACUAGCUGAUACAGUUGUUGCAAAUAAUCUAUGGUGUUCUAGUAUCGAUAGGACAAUCGUCAACACGAGCAUGGCAACUCCUCUACCCCCUUGCGUGAUAGAUUGUGGGACAGGAUACACCAAGAUUGGAUAUGCUGGAAACACAGAGCCACAGUUUAUCAUGCCAUCCUGCAUUGCUAUACGGGAGUCAGCCGGUGUAGGAGACCAGGCACAGAGGCGACUUGUGAAGGGAGUGGAUGACUUGGAUUUCUUUAUAGGAGAUGAAGGCAUUGAUAAGCCCAACUAUGCAACCAAGUGGCCCAUCAGACAUGGGAUGGUGGAAGACUGGGAUUUGAUGGAAAAGUUCAUGGAGCAGAUCAUCUUUAAGUAUCUGCGGGCAGAGCCUGAAGACCAUAGCUUCCUUAUGACAGAGCCUCCGUUGAACACGCCAGAGAACAGAGAGUAUCUGGCUGAGAUCAUGUUUGAGACCUUUAAUGUCCCAGGCCUGUACAUCGCAGUGCAGGCAGUUCUUGCCCUGGCAGCAUCAUGGACAUCUAGACAAGUAGGCGAGCGAACACUGACAGGAAUCGUGAUUGACAGCGGAGAUGGAGUCACCCAUGCCAUACCUGUGGCUGAAGGCUACGUCAUUGGGAGCUGUAUAAAACACAUCCCCAUAGCAGGUCGAGACAUCACCUUGUUUAUUCAGCAGCUCCUCAGAGAGAGGGAGGUGGGCAUCCCCCCGGAACAGUCCAUGGAGACAGCCAAGGCAGUCAAGGAGAGGUACUGCUACAUCUGUCCAGACAUUGUGAAGGAAUUUGCCAAAUAUGACACGGACCCUGGGAAAUGGAUCAAGAAGUACAAAGGCAUCAAUGCCAUCAGCAAAUCUGAAUUCCACAUAGACGUUGGAUAUGAACGCUUUUUAGGUCCAGAAAUAUUCUUUCAUCCAGAGUUUGCCAACCCAGACUUCAUGCAGCCAAUCUCAGAUAUAGUUGACGAGGUUAUAAUGAACUGUCCAAUAGAUGUCAGAAGACCUCUAUAUAAGAAUAUUGUCCUGUCUGGCGGUUCCACCAUGUUCAGAGACUUUGGCCGGCGGCUGCAGAGAGACCUGAAGCGGUCGGUAGACGCCCGGCUCAAAUUGAGUGAGGAGCUCAGUGGAGGAAGGAUAAAGCCCAAGCCCAUGGAGGUCCUGGUUGUUACACACCACAUGCAGCGCUAUGCCGUGUGGUUUGGAGGAUCCAUGCUUGCCUCUACGGUAAAGACCACACACAGUGCACAUGUACACAUUCACACACAGAGCACGCACCCACGCAUACACACAGAUACACACUACAUUUUCUACAUGGUCAUACUGUGAAGGUUAACAAGUUCUGUUAUUAUUAUUAUUAUCAUUCACUAUCACAAAUGUCUACUGUAUUAAUGUGUAUAUAUAAUCAAUAUAUAAACAGUACUCAGCCUACAGAUGUAGGCUCUUCAUUUGAUUACUCUUUUGUUGCUGAACAUUUUCCUGCACAAUAGUGUAUUCUAGGUUUAAAAAGGCUUCUAAAGUUUAUUAUUUCCACUUUAAAAUGUCUGACUUUGCCCUAACGAAAAAUGGAUAAACUCCUACAAAAAAUGUCCAUUAAUGUUACGUGCCUCCAAUAAGGAGGGAGGUGCAGGAAUCAGGAGCAGGAGAGCAAGGAAGUCCUAGUGGCACAAUCGUUUAAUAAGUAGUCCCAACUCAACAACAACAUGGGGGGGAACACGCCAAAACGAGGUCGCCACACACAGGGAAAUAAACGGAGAAACCUCUACUCCUAACCACCUUCAUAAAUGGUACAACUGCUGUGAGAAAAGAAAACCCCGUGGUGCAGACACGCACCCCUAACAACGUAACCACAGCAAAACAAUCCCGCACAAAGACUAGCAGGCAGCGGAGGUUAAUAAACCCACCGAAAUCAACUAAUAGGACACAGGUGUAAACAAAACAGACAGACACAAACGAAAAGGAAAAAUGGAUCGGUGGCAGCUAGUAGGCCGGCGCCGACGACCGCCGAGCACCGCCCGAACAGGAAGAGGAGCUACCUUCGGUGGAAGUCGUGACAAUUAAUUAAAUCUACAUAAUAAUGCAAAUGUCCUGUUGCUGCAGGAUUAUUUUCCUGCUAUAGCAAACUGGCUCAAAUUAAGAUUGUACAUCUGUAAUAAUGCUGUGUCUGGUGUUAUCCAAACCUUUUCAUCUGCCUAAAGUACUGAGAUAAAUCCCCUGUUGCUCCUUGCUUUUGUAUUCCGUUUCUUUCCUUCACAGCCUGAGUUUCUCCAGGUUUGUCACUCAAAAAAGGACUACGAUGAGUUUGGCCCCAGCAUCUGCCGCCAUAACCCAGUCUUUGGUACCAUGUCCUAAUGCUAAAACCCACACCUACAGAACCUGCUGUUGACCCCGGCCUGGGGUCAGUCCAUGCAUCGUGAUUGAUGUCCUUACUUUACCACCAUAGCACUCUAACCUACCACACAAGAGCCCCUUAGACGUUGAUGUGCAAUUGAAUUUCUCAACUACAGUAUAUUGUACAAUCAGUAUAGGCUAAUUAGAAUUAAUGUGAAGGAUAAAAGUCAUUGAAUUAGACAAAGACAUCUUAUAGCACACAUACAGUGAAUUUUCAAUAUUGUCAUUGUAGCAACAUUGCAGACUAUUUAAUAGAGUUAAACAAGAAAAAAAUCUAAACUGGAACACUUUGGUUGAAGCCAUGAACUGAAGACUGUUUUCUUGCACCUACUCUCUUAGUUUCGCUGUACACUCUUAAGAUUAACUUUAGAUCCCAUCCCAGGCUGCAUGAAUCAUGUGGGGAGGCAACCCACGCUACUUCUGGAGCAGCCCAAGUUACGUUUGUCCAAUAUCCAUAGAAUGUCAUGCUUUGAAAUUGUAUAUAGAAUAUAUAGCUAAAGAUACUAUAUAUUACAAUAUAACAUAUUUAAAAAUGUGUUUAUAUUUCUAUUAAUGAUUAUCAGAACAGAUAUAUAAAGAUGUAGAUCGUAUGCUGUUCUUCAUUGACGUGAAAUAGUGUAACGUGAAAGAAGAGAUAUUUCCUUUAUUAGGUCCAAAAGUAUUUAUUAAUAUAUUUUUGUCAGCCACAAAUUAUCUAUGGUAUAUAAUGAUAUUGAAGUAUUUAUUUAUACAUUUCUGUGUAUCUAGAAGUUAUUUCCGUAGGGAACUGUGCCCACUAAAAAUAAAACUGCUGUAUGAUGUGAAUAAAGGUACUUGGCACCUUCA